Messenger RNA from Vigna umbellata (rice bean), 929 nucleotides. Its product is annotated as protein FAR-RED ELONGATED HYPOCOTYL 1-like. The record is from RefSeq and is a predicted model, not a curated record. Gene Ontology annotation, biological process: response to red or far red light; maintenance of protein location in nucleus. Gene Ontology annotation, cellular component: nuclear speck; cytoplasm. NCBI's taxonomy places the organism in Eukaryota, Viridiplantae, Streptophyta, Magnoliopsida, Fabales, Fabaceae. Gene Ontology annotation, molecular function: nuclear import signal receptor activity.
GGCAUCUUUAAUGUUUGCACUUUUCAGAGGUUCUCUCCAAGGCUCGUUGCCUCUGAAACCCGUCUUUAAUAUUCUGUGUUCAAUCACAUUUUUUGGUUUUCUAGAUCCAGAUGGAGGAAAUCAAGGACAACCCUUCUCAAGUUAACAGAUUCCAGGUGAAUGGAAUUGACGAUUUUAACAUUGUGGAAUGGAAAAAGAAAAGAAAAUUACAGAGUGAUCAGUUGGAUUUGCUUAGACCAAAACAUAAAUGCUGGGUUGGAAGUUACUCCCCUGGACAUGCUUCAAUGUUUGAUGAAAAUCCAGUUUUUGAGGGCAUUCAUAAUCACACAGGUGAAAGGUCCGAACCUGAAUCUGCCAAAGAUAGCAAUAGUUUUAUGGAAGACAGUGAUACUGCUGUGUCUGUAAAUAAAGAAGCCAAUCAUGAGACAGAUUGCGAAAAUUCAUACUUAUAUGUAAACAGGAUGAGCUAUAUCGAAGAGGAAGCAUUUGUUGACACUGAAUGCAUUCCACACUAUGAUGAUACUGAUGCACAAGAUUUGAACAAUGAUGAGGAACACCUUAUGGGGAUAGAAGGCUUUUCAGGUCGUGAAUGCUCAGAAUAUGCCAAAGAAAGCAAUGAGUACCCAGUAGAUAAGGAAUUCGAAGAUUUUCUCUUUUCCAGUGGGGUAGAUCCUAAUGUGUAUGUCCUUUCAUCCGGAAGAUGGAAUGUAAAUCAAGAAGCCCAAUCAAACUCAAGGCCACCAACAAUUGAUCAAGAGUUUGAGGAGUACUUUUCUAUGCUUAUGCUCUAGGACAGUUUUCCUAUGAAGGGAGUAUGUAUAAUUGUAUAUAUAAUGUUGAAAACAGAUGUUGUAUGUACUAAUUGUACGAAGAUUUAGUAGUUUUAGUUACAUCUGCAGUAGGUGUAAUAUGAGAUUUCUUCUUAUAUC